This is a messenger RNA of Theileria equi strain WA, 1416 nucleotides long. RefSeq lists its product as hypothetical. The transcript has 2 exons. The coding region runs from base 1 to 1416 and encodes 471 amino acids. The record is from RefSeq and is a predicted model, not a curated record. Lineage: Eukaryota; Apicomplexa; Aconoidasida; Piroplasmida; Theileriidae. Gene Ontology annotation, cellular component: membrane. Gene Ontology annotation, molecular function: acetyl-CoA transmembrane transporter activity.
AUGGCCUACAAAUACAGUGACCAAGGGUCAGUACCAUUCAAUCCACCAUUGAUGGAUGAAGAAGUUGAGAACCAGGAAAUUACAAAACAAGAUGUAUACUCGAUACUUUUGUUAUUAUUGCUCUACGUGAUACAGGGGAUACCUAUAGGGAUCAGAAAUGCUAUACCACUGGUAAUUCAUGAUCGAGCAAGCUAUUCAAGUAUAGCGCUACUAUCACUGACUAGUUUGCCGUAUGCAUUAAAGUUGCUCUGGGCACCUAUCCUAGAUUUUGUGUACAUACAACGUCUAGGUAAACGUAAAACAUGGAUAAUUCCAACCCAGUUUCUAUGUGGACUGUUUCUAUUAUAUGGCAGUAUUGAUGGAAAACUCGAUAACUGGAUAGGUCAGGAUGAAACAGUAGAUACAGCCACACUUUUUAUUUAUUUUUUCAUCAUUUACUUUUUAUUAGCAACGCAAGAUAUUGCCGUAGAUGGGUGGGCAUUGACAAUGCUGCCCCCUCAUUUGAGAAUACAUUCAUCAACCUGCAAUUCAGCAGGCCAAUCUCUCGGGAUAAACAUUGCUUUUAUGGGUUUUAUCACACUAAAUUCCCGCGAUUCUUGCAUAAGACUAUACCAUUUUUGGAACAAAAUUUGUUCUUUGUUCGGUAUAAAUUAUAUUCCCCCUGAUGAUAAUUCCAUUGUCCCUUUAGUCACACUUUCUGGGUUCUGCAGAUUUUUCGGAAUAAUCAUCAUACUAUGUACUAUUUGCGUUUUCUUUAAAAGAGAAUUGGACGAUAAGCCAAUUCUUAGAGAUGAAGUUAUAGAACUUGAAUUUGGAACAAUUUCUCAGCAGGAUCCAUAUAUAAAUGAGAAAAACACCCAAGUUUUACAAUCAUACAAGACUCUAAUGAAGAUCAUCUUUUUGAAACCAGUGCGCAUAAUGGCGUUUCUAUUAUUGACAAAGAAAAUAUUCUUUUCACCGGAGGAGCCAGCAGAUCUGAAACUACUAGGAAACGGGCUUCCAAAAGACAUGUUUGCACUCGCCAGGCCUAUCCUUGUACCCAUUGAGAUUAUAUUCCCACCAAUUAUUUCCAUCUACAUUAACCAGUAUGGCGCAUCAUCUGUCAUGCUCAGGGGGUUGUAUGCGCACUUACUAGAAUUAAUUGCGUCUACAGUAUUUAUAGUCAUAACUGGAAUCUAUUACAAAGAGGAAAGGGGAAGAAUUUUGCGUCUGUUAUACUAUGGUGUAUUCAUUUCCAUGCUGGUAUUUCGCCAAAUCGUCAAAAUGGUAAUCAAUGUGGCCGAUGUCGCCUGGUUUGCUACAGUCUCUGAUCCUAAAAUCGGCGGGACAUACAUGACACUUUUAAAUACGUUUAGCAAUAUCGGAUACCUUUGGCCUUCUUCAUUGGCAUUUUUACUCGUUGAUCCACUGGGUUAG